Messenger RNA from Pneumocystis murina B123, 687 nucleotides. RefSeq lists its product as hypothetical. Bases 1 to 687 code for a protein of 228 amino acids. Gene Ontology annotation, molecular function: copper ion binding. The record is from RefSeq and is a predicted model, not a curated record. Gene Ontology annotation, cellular component: mitochondrial inner membrane. The transcript has 8 exons. Lineage: Eukaryota; Fungi; Ascomycota; Pneumocystomycetes; Pneumocystales; Pneumocystaceae.
AUGAUUCAAAAAAACAUAUUUUUUCAAUGGAGAAAAUAUAUAAGCCAACGAAAGCAUUUUGAAUUUCCUAAUGUUUUUAAUUUUUUUCGUUCUUUACAUACAGAUCCAAGAAUUCAAUCCAGAAUACGCAAUCAAUCUGUUUUACUUUAUACAAGUUCUGUUUUAUUAGGGAUUUUUGGUAUUUCUUAUGCUUCUGUUCCUUUAUAUAGGAUGAUAUGUCAAAAAAUGGGAUGGGCUGGUACUCCCAUUAUUGAAAGUUCAAAAUUUACACCAGAUAGAAUGAUUCCUAUACAUGAUGCAGAAAGGAUCAGGAUUACGUUUAAUGCAGAUGUUUCGGAUUCCCUUGAAUGGAAUUUUGUGCCUCUGCAAAAAGAAAUAUAUGUUUUACCUGGAGAAACAGCAUUAGCAUUUUAUACCGCACAUAAUAGAAGUGAUAAAGAUAUCAUUGGGAUUUCUACAUAUAGUGUUGCUCCUGCACAGGCUGCACCGUAUUUUUCAAAAAUUGCAUGCUUUUGCUAUGAGGAGCAAAAAUUGAAUGCAGGCGAAUCGGUUGAUAUGCCAGUUUUUUUUUUCAUUGACCCGGAUUUUGUUAAAGAUCCACUAGUACGAAAUAUCAGAACAAUAACAUUAUCAUACACCUUUUUUAAAGCAUCUCAUGUAAAAGUAAAUAAUUUGAUAAGAGCAUGA